AUGAAUUUGAUAUACGUCACCCUUAUUUGUGCAAUUCUUCAUGUGGGUUAUCAAACCCCACUGAAAUCCUGGACGUUGCAACCUAACAUUUUGGUUUUGGAGGUAAAUGGAAAGGUGGGCCAGCAAGCCCUCAAGUGCCUGCACUCAGCAGAUGGAGCAAUGAACGGCAAUGACAAGGAUAUAUUAUGGAAGAAGAACGGUGAAGACGAGGCACAGAGGGGUAAUUCAUAUCAGGUGUAUCUCGAAGAGAGUUUGGGAGGAGGCAACUACAGCUGCCACAGCACCAACGGAUCUCUUCUCAAUCACACUGUUGUCCUUAUUAAAGAGGACAUCACCGAGAAAAAGAAGAUUUUAGUGAAAAGUGACCUGGGGGAUUAUUUGAAGUGCUCAACUCAAAAUUUCGAGGGAGCAUUCCAAUGCUCAUGGACCUGGCACAGGACUCGGGUUGGAAAAGUAGCACUUAUCAGAGUUGGACGAGAGACAUAUGGUGAAUGUUCGGUGGAUAGCAGUGGACAUCACUGGUCAUGCUCCUCCGAUAAUAUCAACUGCUCUGUGGACGCCACCGGAGACGGGAUCUCCUGCAAGGACAAGCGGCAUUGUGCAUUUGCAGAGGAGAAAAAACGCAUCUCCUUCAAAGUCUAUGUUAGAACAAAAGGGUUCUUGGUGGAGGACUACUCAAAACACUUCUACUUGUCUGAAAUUGUGAAACCUGACAAAGUGACGAUCAGUAGACUCAACACAACAAUGAUAGAAUUGACUUACCCGGGCUCCUGGAGCAGUCCCUACUCCUACUUCCCUCUCAUUUUCCAAGUUUCGCAGAGCAGACAUACUUGUGAAAAUUGCAAAAACCCCUGUGAUGACUCAACUAGUGCAGAGACUGUGAUGGUGAACUCGUCAAACACUUGCCAAGUUGAGGUAAAAAAGAAGUGGACUGUCUGUGUCCGAGCCAAGGAUGCAUUCUGCAACUCGCAAUGGGGUGAAUGGAACCACUUGAGACUGAGAAAGAAGGGGAAGCGCAACCAGCGAAAACAUACCAGCUGA
Molecule: messenger RNA, 1041 nt
Organism: Nerophis lumbriciformis (worm pipefish)
Lineage: Eukaryota; Metazoa; Chordata; Actinopteri; Syngnathiformes; Syngnathidae
Source: RefSeq, a predicted model, not a curated record